AACACACAACAACAAAAAUGACUAGAUCCAUCUCUUUGUGUCUCUUCUUCUUCUUAUUCAUUUCUUGGAUUCCUAAGCUAAUCACAAGCUACCCUCUCUCCACAAAAUCAAGAUGGAUCGUGGAUGAGAAAGGCCAAAGGGUGAAGCUAGCCUGCGUGAACUGGCCGGCGCAUCUCCAGCCCGCGGUGGCUGAAGGGCUAAGCAAACAACCAUUAGACUCCAUCUCCAAGAAGAUUGUCUCAAUGGGAUUUAACUGCGUUAGGCUCACUUGGCCUCUUGAUUUGAUGACUAAUGACACGUUGGCUAGCAAUGUUACCGUCAAACAGUCUUUUGAAAGAUUGAAUCUGCUUGAUGAUGUUCUUGGCAUUCAAACUCACAAUCCCAAAAUCCUUAACCUUCCCAUAUUCAAUGCAUUCCAGGAAGUGGUCUCGAACCUUGGACAAAACGGAGUAAUGGUGAUACUAGACAACCACUUGACAACGCCAGGAUGGUGUUGCAGCGACAACGACCUCGACGCCUUCUUCGAAUACCCUAACUUUGAUCCUAUCAUCUGGACCAAGGGAUUGAGCAAGAUGGCUUCUCUUUUCCGCAAUGUCACUAAUGUCGUUGGCAUGAGCCUUAGGAACGAACCACGUGGUACCAGAGAUUACCCUAACCUCUGGUUCAAGUACAUGCCAAAAGGAGGAGAAGCAGUACACGCAGCAAACCCUGACGUCCUAGUCAUCCUCUCCGGCAUCGACUACGACACAAACCUCUCUUUCCUCCGUGACCGCUUCUUCAACGUCAGCUUCACCGACAAACUCGUCUUCGAGCAACAUUGGUACAGCUUCUCCGACGGUCGUGACUCGUGGGAAAAGCACAACUCUAACGAUUUUUGCGCGAAAAUCAUCGAGAAAGUCACACAUAACGGAGGAUUCUUGAUCGGGAGAGGCUUUCCUUUGUUCUUGACUGAGUUUGGGGCUAACCUGAGAAGCGGUGACGUUAGCGGAAACCGGUAUAUGAACUGUUUGGUGGCUUGGGCUGCGGAGAAUGAUUUGGAUUGGGCGGUUUGGGCAUUAACCGGAGAUUAUUAUUUGAGAACCGGUCAAAAACAUAUGGUUGAGACUUUUGGUGUUUUGGCUCCUAAUUGGAAAGACGUCGCCAACUCUACUUACCUGCAAAAACUCUCCGGAAUUCAACUUCCAGUUACAGGGCCCGGUUUACAAUCCAAAAAACUUCUCUUCCACCCAACAACCGGCCUUUGCGUCACCAGUAAUCUCUCAAACAAUUCAUCUACACUUCGAUUGGAACAAUGCCGUAAAGCCGAGCCAUCAACCUUUAAUCCCAGUGAAGGUAUUCUCUGGAGUAACAAAAUGUGCGUCGAGGCUCCAGAUGCUGUUGGACAGAAAGUGAAGCUUGGAGUUGGCACUAAGUGCUCUAAGUUGGGACAAACCUCAGCUACUCACAUGCAUUUGUCGUUUAAGACAACAAGUAAUGGUUCGUUGCUAUGCCUUGAUGUGGAUGAACGUGACAACAGCAUCGUCGCUAACCCUUGCAAGUGUUUGACCAUGGAUGCUUCUUGUGAUCCAGCGAGCCAAUGGUUCAAAUUUCUUUAA
This is a messenger RNA of Brassica oleracea var. oleracea, 1595 nucleotides long. RefSeq lists its product as uncharacterized. NCBI's taxonomy places the organism in Eukaryota, Viridiplantae, Streptophyta, Magnoliopsida, Brassicales, Brassicaceae. The record is from RefSeq and is a predicted model, not a curated record. Bases 18 to 1595 code for a protein of 525 amino acids. The transcript is spliced from 4 exons. Gene Ontology annotation, molecular function: hydrolase activity, hydrolyzing O-glycosyl compounds.